AUGUUCCUCCUUUGUCUCCUUCAGAAGGCGCUGUUGAUUCUCGUGCCAACAUGCUCAGUCCUCUCGUUCUAUCUGUAUCUCUACCCAGUAUUCCACCUCUGCGCGUUCCCUUCCCCUGAGCAGAAUACCCGCGCCGAGUAUAUCAACACCCUGCGAGGGCACACCCUCUUCCCGCCGAGAGAUGCGACCAAGAUAGCGCCCUUCCGUCUGCUGGCGCUGGGCGACCCGCAGCUCGAGGGCGACUCUUCUAUUCCAGACGCUGAUGCCGCGAACUUUCCGCAUCUCUCAAAGUUCUGGAAUGAUGCUCUCCUGCGCAGUGGGACGGAGCAUAGCCCUCUGCAGCGUCUGCGGCAUAGUCUGCAUGACCUGAUAGACUUUUACCUGGACGAUAUACCGAAGGCCUUUCAGGUUUACCGCAAGCGGCUCGAUCAUAUUGGGAACGACUAUUACCUGGGGCAUAUCUACCGGACGAUGCAUUGGUGGACGGAUCCUACACACGUCACCGUUCUUGGAGACUUGGUUGGAAGUCAGUGGAUUGACGACGAGGAGUUCGAAAGCCGAGGGUGGAGAUAUUGGAAUAGAGUCUUCAACGGGGGGGUCAAGGUUCCUGAGGAGGUUGAAUGGCAACCAGUGGAGGACGAGGAUGUAUCGCUUCUUGGAAAUGAUGCUGCGGCUUGGAAAAGAAGGAUUAUAAAUGUUGCUGGGAAUCACGAUAUUGGAUAUGCUGGGGAUCUGACACAAGAACGAAUGGCGCGAUUUACGAGGGUCUUUGGAAAGCCGAAUUACGAGCUCCGGUUCAGAAUGCCCGUAAAUUCGACGGACGGCAAAGACGGUGAGGGUGGGGAUAGACCGGUACCUGAGCUGCGGAUCGUGGUGCUUAACGACAUGAACUUGGAUACACCCGUUGGAUCUCAGGAGAUGCAAGAAGAGACGUAUGACUUCCUCAAUAAAGUUAUUUCCACGUCCGAGGAUGUGAUUCGACCUGCACAUUUUACGAUUGUGCUUACACAUAUCCCUAUGUACAAGGACGCCGGAAUCUGCGUUGACGGACCAUUCUUCGACUUCUUCUCGGACGAAUACAACAAUGGAGUGAAGGAGCAGAAUCACCUUUCCAGAGACGCUUCAAAGGGGUUCCUGGAGGGGAUUUUUGGCAUGAGCGGCAACUCUAAUGGUGCAGGAGCGGGACUUGGUAGGCACGGCGUCAUUCUCACUGGCCACGAUCAUGAAGGCUGCAACAUCUACCAUUACAUCAACCAGUCCUCCUUGCCUGAGAGGCAUUGGGAUGCCACCACGUGGCCAAAUGCCCUUGCCAUUCACCUGGAUGAACAGGCAGAUCUACCUGGGCUCCGAGAAAUCACCGUCCGGAGCAUGAUGGGUAGUUUCGGUGGAAACGCUGGUCUGAUGAGUCUCUGGUUUGACGAGGAGACUUGGGACUGGAGAUUCGAAUUCGCAAACUGCGGCUUGGGUAUUCAGCACAUAUGGUGGCUGAUACAUAUUUUGGAUCUGAUUACUGUGGGCAUUGCACUUGUCUACGGGGCGAUUAUCCUUGUUCAAACGAUCACGAGGGCUGUCGAUGGAAACGUUGGAGAUUCGAGCCAGGCCAGCGCGAAAUUACCAGCCGGAGGAGGCGGCGCAAAGCCGUCGCAGAACGGCCAUACGAAUGGCAGCACCAGGACCGCGAAGAAGUCGGUGCCGCAAAGCUUGAGCAGCGGGGAGUCUGAGGGAUGA
Messenger RNA from Drepanopeziza brunnea f. sp. 'multigermtubi' MB_m1, 1728 nucleotides. RefSeq lists its product as uncharacterized. Lineage: Eukaryota; Fungi; Ascomycota; Leotiomycetes; Helotiales; Drepanopezizaceae. Gene Ontology annotation, biological process: GPI anchor biosynthetic process. The record is from RefSeq and is a predicted model, not a curated record. Gene Ontology annotation, cellular component: endoplasmic reticulum.